AUGGUUUCACUCUCCAGCGAAUCAGUUCAAAAGCUGGCACUACUUCGCUUCCGAGCGACUGGUACUGGUGUUAACAUUGUAACAUUCUUCCAAUCCUAUGCAUACGAUCCUCAUGAUCCUCUCGAACCCUGCCGAUUCGAAGCUCUAUGCCGGCUCAAGUCGAUAGCCGAGUUCAGUUCUGCGAUACCUGAAUACGUGCCACCUUCUCCUGACGGAAAAGAUCUCGCCGCGACUCUAGAGCUUCUGAAUGACUGGCUUUUAGUAUCAAGCGAGAUCAUCGACGAAAUCCAGAACGUCGAUCCCCAAGAGCUCUCCCCCAUCGGGGCCCGAAUGGUGGAUUUCCUCUCCCAAGUAAUGCAGCCCCACUCCUCAAUCGACUCACUGCUCCCGUCAAAAAUCAACAAACCCCAGCCAAGUACAGCACAAAGCCAGCAAGACAAAGUGCAAACGGUGCUCGACUGGUUCGAAGACUGUGACGCCUGGAUCCUCGAUAUAAAGAAUGAUCUUGAGCAAAGCUGGCUUCGGGAAGAUGUGCUGAAUGACAUUCCCCUGCCAGAGAUUUACACGCCUCUGAAUACUUUCCUGUUUGCUCCGGCGGUGCAUUUCAUCCAGUGGCUGCUGUAUUACUGGCGACGAAAUGCAACUACAACAAACGCUCUUCCUUUCGAGCAAACGGCCAUCGCGCCAUAUACGCCACCAUUUCUGGUUCCGUUCCGAUACUACUGCCAGAACCCACUACUUAGUCCCUCCUCGCACACGCUCAGAUUCUGGAAGGCGUCUCGAUAUCCCGUGCGAGGAAGCUGGGGAUCAGCCGAGAUUCAUGACACUGUUUGCAAUUUGCUCGAAGAGAAUAUCCAGAUUGCAAAUCAAAGGAUCUUUAACCAUGGCGUGAUGAUGAAUGCACAGCUCUCACAGGAUCAUUUAUCUUCCAGCGUAUCCGGAUCAUCCUCCUCCUCCUCGUCGUCAGCAUUCUCGAGUCCUGAGCCUCCAACUCCGCGACCACAAUCACGAUUUCUUCACUUUGAUAUGACGGAUUCAGCUAUUCGUACGGACGGACAGAGCUCGUUUUCGCUACCUCUCUCGCUUACAUCGACGUCGAGUGAAGCGGAUACUUUGUCAUAUACCUGCACGUUCUGUACCAGCCCGAGCUAUUUCACACUGGCAAAGGAUCUGAAGAGACAUGUUGAAAGUAUUCAUUCGAAGUCGAAGUUUUAUUGUGAGGUAGAGAGCUGCAGUCGGGCAAAGGGGAAGGGGAGACCGUUCAAUAGGGUUGACAAUCUGGUUAGGCAUGUUAGGAGUCGGCAUGGGAAGCAGGUGGAUAGGUAUAGUUACAAGGAUGGGAGGAAUAGUUCUUCUUAA
Molecule: messenger RNA, 1359 nt
Organism: Cadophora gregata
Lineage: Eukaryota; Fungi; Ascomycota; Leotiomycetes; Helotiales; Ploettnerulaceae
Exons: 3
Coding region: 1-1359 (452 amino acids)
Source: RefSeq, a predicted model, not a curated record